Molecule: messenger RNA, 1077 nt
Organism: Aplosporella prunicola CBS 121167
Lineage: Eukaryota; Fungi; Ascomycota; Dothideomycetes; Botryosphaeriales; Aplosporellaceae
Exons: 2
Coding region: 123-854 (243 amino acids)
Source: RefSeq, a predicted model, not a curated record
UGCUUGCCCAUUUAUGCCCGUCCCAUCACUCCAGCAUCUAGGUACAUACCACGCCCCUCCAGCUCCCAAUCCCUCAUCACCAUCACCAUCAUCAUCAUCACCAUCGUCGGCAGCAUCUAUAUAUGCACAAGCCCGUAUUUACAGACACGACAGCACCGCCCUGGGCUCCAACAAUCCAAUCCAAUCCAAUCCUACUACACUCAGUCCAAAGCAAUCCAAAGCAGUUCCGUCGCACAUCCAUCAAUCCAUUCAAGCGUAACACGAAAAACGAGAGAGACAGAGAGAGAGAAAACGAGACUAGAGACAGCAGACAGAAAGACAAGCAACGGGCAACGGCGCCCGCUCCCGCCCAACCAGCUCGGUCGGAGCCGCUCCGGUCGGUCGGGGACAGUCGUCAGCCAAAGGCCCUAAGCAUUCAAUGGUUCGGUCGGCCAACCGCCGGCGCGGGCAGCAGCCCGGACCGAGCGCAACCAGAGUUUGGUCUAACGGGCAGCGCGCCAGGCAUCCUUCGCGCGCGGCGGAGGAACCAACGACGAAAAGAGGAAGGAAAAAAAAAAAAAAGAAGAAAAAAGUGCGAUUCCUUUCCUUGCACGCUGACAUCGGCGGCGCUUUUCUUUUUCUUUUUCUUUUCUGCUCGGGCGCCAGAGCGCGCGCGCCAAUGGCACGUUCCGGGCCGCGGCCAACCGGCUAACGACACGAUAUGGUCUGGGGACCUGGACCUGACCAACACCUUUGCAUUCAUCCAUCAAUCAAUCAAUCACUACGCAACCCCAGUGAGCCCAAACAAUUCCUUUCCUUUCCAAAAAACAAAAAAAAAAAAAAAAAAAAAAAAAAAAAAAACGUCGAUGCGAUAACAAAGCAUGUGACCAUGCAAGAAGAAACCAAAAAAGCGCGCGCUGCGGUUGUUAGGCGCGCUGGGGGUAUAGAACAAGCGCUUUCCAAAACGGCGCAAAAGGUUGCGGAAUGCGGAACCGGGGUUCCAUGCAAGAAAGAAAGAAAGAGAGAAAGAGCGCGCAGCGUGGUUUGCGCCCAACAUUCAAGAUUAUAUAUAUGCAUGCAGCAAGAAGGCGUACAGGA